Schistocerca gregaria is the source of this 2173-nucleotide messenger RNA. RefSeq lists its product as uncharacterized. NCBI's taxonomy places the organism in Eukaryota, Metazoa, Arthropoda, Insecta, Orthoptera, Acrididae. Gene Ontology annotation, biological process: mRNA 3'-end processing. Gene Ontology annotation, molecular function: mRNA binding; protein binding. The coding region runs from base 34 to 2127 and encodes 697 amino acids. The record is from RefSeq and is a predicted model, not a curated record. Gene Ontology annotation, cellular component: nucleus. The transcript is spliced from 2 exons.
AUUGCCCCUUCCCCCUAUCCUCAGACAUGAUUGAUGGAAGCCGAAGACAGCGACAUCACCAAAACGCAGGAAGUGCUGCCCAUGGAGGAGGGCAGCGACGACGAAGAAAAACAAUUUGGCUCGCUGUCUAAUGCCACCCUCGACUCCAACCAGGAAGAAUCCAAAAAAAGCGAGAAGGCAGAAGAAAACAAAUACGACCUAAAGCAUUGGGACUAUUUAAUUGCAGAGGCCUCAAAAAAAGGUAUCCACGAAGCUCGCCAAGUUUAUCAAAAGUUCUUCGAAGUCUUUCCCACCGCAGGUACCUAUUGGAAGCAAUACGUCGAAAUCGAGCUCCAUCAUAAAAACUACGACGCGGUCGAGGAAAUAUUUCAAAAAUGCCUGCCUAUAUGCGUAAGCGUCGACCUGUUUCGAAUAUACUUAGACUACACUCAAAACAUCAAAAUGAAGAAGGCCGAUCUACCCCCCUCUGUUAAAGUGGCGGCCAUCACCAACGCCUUUGAAUUUUCUCUCGGCCAGGUUGGUCUCGACAUCACCUCAUCACCUAUCUGGGCCGAAUACAUUGACUUUCUACGGUCUGACUCCAAUCCAAAUAUCGAAGCAAUUCGAGACGUCUUUCGUCGCGCCAUUCCGAACCCUAUGCACAACAUGGAGUCCAUCUGGUCAAAGUACCACGAGUUCGAAAAAUGGACAGAAGUUCCGAAAAAUAUCGAAUUUCUUCAAAGAACAUACGACGAAGCGCGUAAAGUGUACCGCACGCGAAAAAGCUACGUCGAGGGUAUCAACAAGAACAUCCUCCCACCGUCAAGAGGACAACAAAAAGAACUUCACCAAGUCAAACUCUGGAAAAAGCUAAUCGACUACGAGAAGCAAAAUCCCCAAGGACUCGAUAAUGAGCAACUCGAGCGAAGGAUAAAUUUCACCUUUAACCAGGCCAUCGCCUGUCUCUAUCACUACCCCGAAAUCUGGAUCAUGGCGGCUCAGUACCAAAUUGAGACCCUCCACAUACAAAAGGCUAAGGAAGUGUACCAGAGGGCCGUUCAUGCCCUGCCUCAUAGCCUUUUGCUGAAUUUUCAAUACUGCGACUUUUUAGAGCUGAACAAUAUGCAACUCGAAGCCGACGCACUCUAUCGAAACCUGAUCAAGAGCGAGUCAGAUAAUUUGCUGGUCUGGAUUCAAUACAUGCAUUUUUGUCGCCGAACGCAAGGCAUUCAAGGCGCGCGCAAAGUUUUCUUCAAGGCCAGAAAACAGCCAAAUUGUACGCACCACAUCUAUAUCGCAGCCGCCCAACUUGAAUUUUAUGUAAAUAAGGAUGAAUGCGUUGCGAGGAAUAUUCUGGAAUUGGGAUAUAGCCAAUUUAACCGAAACUUAGACUUUUUACAGCACUAUGUUGAGUUUCUAUUUCAUCGAAAUCAAGAAAGUUACAUGCGAGUUUUGUUCGAAAAUAUUUUAUCAACGCUGCCCAAUAGCAAAGCUACCGAGAUAUGGAACUAUUUCCUGAAAUUCGAAAACCUUAACGGGAACUUGGAGGCCGUGAUCAAGCUCGAAAGCCGCCGCUCUAAGGCUUACACCGGAAUGGACCCCUCUGGUAUUCUGAGCCUUGUUCAGCGAAAACGGUUUUUGGACCUUUGGCCCUGCACGAGCAAAGAACUCAUGUCAUUUUCAAACGACUAUCACCCCCCUGAACUCGAGGAUAAAGGGGAGGACCUCCUGAACGCCGGGACCUUCGAAAAGGAAGACUCAGACGCCAACGUUGCCAAUUCGAAAAAGAAGGAGAAAAAAAGCACAGUUGUUGUACCAGAUUUAAACCAACUUGACCUGUAUUCUCGGGGCGGGUCUUCUUCUAUUCUGAACCUGCGCCUGACCGAGUUCAUUCAAUGCCUACCAAAAUCUUGGAGUGGAGUCGAAAUAGAUGUAGACAAGUUGAUUCAAUCAAUCAGAGACAACAGAUUAGAAGUCGACCCAAACAUCUUCAACAAUGCUCCACCUAGAGCCAUUGAUAGCAACGACAACCAAGAGACGUUCAGUCAAGUCAAGUCUAGAGAGUUAGCGGACAACGACGUCUAUCACCGCCGCACCAAAAGACAGCACCUAAUGUCUUUAGUUAAUAAGAGAGAAAGAAUAAACUAGAAUAAUACUACAGAAUAAUCAGCUAAGACCAUGCUUUCUUAUCACG